ACAAGCUUUCGAAGCCAGGACAAAGAACUACAUUGUCUUCAUAGUAGUCAUCGUCACGCUGUGCUUUCUAGUCAACUUCCCAAUUUUACGCUGGUUGUAUGGUGUCCGCACAAAGCACUGCUUGACACCCGCGUGUGAAAAACUGACGCGGGACAUUCGUACAUCCAUGAGCCGAAGGUCACCUCCAUGUCAGGACUUCUACAAAUUCACGUGCGGGGGAUGGGAAAAGUCCCAUCCCGGCUUUCAUGAUCAGAUGGAGUACGCUUACGGAAGUGUCGUCACUGAAAUUACCAAAAAUCUCAAGAAGGUAAUGGUACCUCAAGCAAAUCAAAGCGCAGUGGACAAAGCAGCUGCGGUUUUCCAGUCGUGUGUACAUAUGAUCAACAGAGAGUCCUCCAACAGAGAUGCGCUCUUGCGAUUCAUUGGAAGCAUAGGCAUCAUUUGGCCGUCUGGAGGCACGGUGAAUUCUCUCAAAGCUCUGGACGUGCUAGUACACCUGUCGCUAUCGCUAGACAUACAUAUCCUGGUUACCGUCGGUCUCUAUGAAGCUCACACUGGAACAUACAGCCUACGAAUUUCGGUGCCUCAAAAGGUAGUGCACGAAUACCUAAACGAUGACAGAAUGUCACAGGAACGGAUUAAGGAGGUACUUACGCUCAUAUUCGGGCACAGUAACUUUGAUGCCAUGUUAAAAGUGAUCACGAUAUUCGAGAAAAAAAUCUCCAACACGCUGCACUCGGUGAUCGCCGUUCGACGUUUCACGGACACCAUACAGAUCUUAAACAUUGGGACAUAUACACCAAAUCAACCCUCUUCUGAAUGGAUAAGUGCUAUCAACAAGCAGCUGAGCAUCAAAAAAGCCAUUUCUAAAAGAACUAGAGUACGCGUGGACGACAUCGCCUACUUGGAGGCCAUAUCCGAACUGAUUGUGGAACUGGAGGACCAGACGCUUCUCUCGUGGUUUGUCGGCUGGCGCGUCGUCAAAGAGCUCGCCUCGGAAGCUUCAUUUCAAGUGGGUGUUGCGCUGGCCGGUACCGACUACGUAUUCAAUGAGCAGCGCUGCUUCGCCACAGUGCGUGACAGUGUGCACUUCGCCCUGACUACACCGACCAUCCUUUCCGCAAGUGAGGAAAGUACGAGGAGUUUCAUCGCGAACACAGCCGUCGCAGUUCGACGUAGCUACAUGGACAAGAUUCGUCAAAACCACUGGAUGGACUUUCCCACAAAAUCGAGGGCGCUGCAGAAAGCGAGGUUUAUGAAACUGCUCGACGGCUAUCCAGCCUUCGCCGGAUCUCCCAAACAACUGAACAAUUUUUAUUCGUAUAUUCCUGACAUUACAGGAGACUACAUGAGCAACAUCUUGACGCUACGAAAAGCCAGGAUGAAUUUUCUGAAGGCCUACCUUCACACGAGGACAUCUGAAUCGGACCUGCAUAAGUGGAACUUCCCGUUUGUGAGCCAAGACUCGCUGAAGUUCCAUAAUGACCUUAACCAGAUCGUGGUACCUGUCGCUGCUGCCACGGAACCACUCUACCUCAAGCACUUUCCGACAUCAUGGAGUUUCGGUGGCCUGGGCACUGCCAUCGCAGAGGAAAUGUCUCACGCCUUCGAUGUCAUCGGCAAGAACUACGACGAGUCCGGGAGUCCCUCGGACUGGUGGUCGAACACGACUCUGUACAACAGCAACCAGAGGUCCCACUGUUACCUGAAAGACUUCGCGCUCUGGUCGCAGGGCGGCCAAGCGCUGUCCACAGUGGAUCAAUACCGUGCGCUGCUGGCGUCGAUCGAGGGAGUGCGCCACGGAUACCAUGCGUACACUCUCUAUUCUGCCAAGGACAGAAAACAAUUACGAACCAUCCCUUUCCUGGAUUCUGAACAGAUCUUCUUCCUCGGCUACUGCUACCGGUGGUGCUCCAGACGUGAGCCCAGGAACGUCAUGAAUCCUCACAUGUGCAACUUUGCCCUGGCGUACACGAAAGAGUUCACGGACACCUUUAACUGCCAAAAAGGAGAUCCGAUGUAUUUCAGACGAAAGUGCGAUUAGUGGUCGCCCAUACAUACAGUAAUCUGUAAAUAACUUGAUUCCCGAGUCCCGCGGUCGGGUUAUGUUUUGGUAGGUGGAUGUCUCGCCAUCGGAAUAAGUCGUUGAAAGCGAGAAAAAAGGCGACAUGCCGUACA
This is a messenger RNA of Ixodes scapularis (black-legged tick), 2178 nucleotides long. Its product is annotated as endothelin-converting enzyme 1-like. Lineage: Eukaryota; Metazoa; Arthropoda; Arachnida; Ixodida; Ixodidae. The record is from RefSeq and is a predicted model, not a curated record. Gene Ontology annotation, cellular component: plasma membrane. The transcript has a single exon. Gene Ontology annotation, molecular function: metalloendopeptidase activity. Gene Ontology annotation, biological process: protein processing. Bases 167 to 2044 code for a protein of 625 amino acids.